Molecule: messenger RNA, 1222 nt
Organism: Alternaria alternata
Lineage: Eukaryota; Fungi; Ascomycota; Dothideomycetes; Pleosporales; Pleosporaceae
Exons: 1
Coding region: 448-1140 (230 amino acids)
Source: RefSeq, a predicted model, not a curated record
CUAUAUGCAGGCACCAUCAACAAUCAUGCAGGCACCGUUCUUACCCACUGUCUCAUUUGUUCCCUUCACUACUUGCAGAUGUGCGGCCCGCGUGCAAGUCCGGCGCUGCGUGCAUGAUGGUAACGAAUGAUCUUUGAGGGCAGUGUUAUAUACAUACAAGGACGCCUCGUUAGAAAAAGUAAGAAAGGAUUUGAUCAUAUGUCUAUUGUGUGUCAGUCGUAGGUUAAAGUACCGCCUGUUUCCAUUGUCUUGUCUUCUUUCAAGUCUUCUGAAUGCCCCGAUACGAUACAACACCUUAUUCGUAUUAUCAGCCCUCGAGACCGCCUUCAAGCUACACACCAGCCUUUUCUUAUACUGGUUACCAUCGUCUUGCCCCGCCGACAGCACUUCACCCCUUGCCCACGCGCAUCGAUUCUGGUGUCGAUAUAUCCUCGACACGCAGCAGACAUGUGCUGGUUUACCCUAACACCAGCCAAAGGGGGAAAGCAACAUCGCCCUUCUACAGACUCUUCAUGUGCGGAGGAACUCGUUCGCGUCCAUCGUAGUCCAGCAUCGCCGCGUUUCAGCGACGUUCGCGUCAAAGUGCCUAACAUAACCCUCGAGGUGGAUGAAAAGGGCGGACACCAUCACGCGCACUUUGACGCACACCUGAAUCAUCACCACAGACAUCCGCAUUUGCACCCACUGCACAUGCAUCCGAUUCACGGCCAUCACCACCACCACGACCUUAGUAUGUCCGACAUUACAGAAGUUCGCCUUCGAGGCCCAGGCAGACAACGCACUAUUUCAGCCCCUUGUCCUCCGCCACCAACCCGCGAACCAUCUCGCUGCCCGCCAACUUCUCGCCCUCGCCCUCGUCAACCCACCUACCAUACCCAAAUCGUUGAGCCGAGAACAAGUACAACAACAGUCCGAGAAAGCACCCGCGCGGCUCUCCGCAGCGUCCAACAAGAGCGAACGCGAGGUGCCUUACGCAGAGUUGCCGGUUACGAAGUCUUGGGUAAACAAACCCCGUGGGACUGGGAUUGCAUAAGUAGUACCGUGGGGAGUAGUGCAAGUGGCGGUGGGAGGUGGAUGAGGAGGAGAAGACCAAGUGGAUUGAAGUAUCCGCCGUUUGGGACUAUGGAUCGGUGGAUGUAGUGUGUAAUUCCCUUGUUGAGGGCGAUUUGGAGUUUAUCCGCUGGGUUUGGGAGUUUGGAGUUUGGCUUUUGUUGUGGUUAUA